This is a messenger RNA of Glossina fuscipes, 2361 nucleotides long. Its product is annotated as carboxypeptidase N subunit 2. The record is from RefSeq and is a predicted model, not a curated record. Bases 1 to 2361 code for a protein of 786 amino acids. Gene Ontology annotation, molecular function: protein binding. The transcript is spliced from 12 exons. NCBI's taxonomy places the organism in Eukaryota, Metazoa, Arthropoda, Insecta, Diptera, Glossinidae.
AUGCUGGUCAAAUAUUUUACUCUUUACCUUUACGCUGUGCUCGUUUUAUUGGCUGAUGCCAGCAAGGCGAUACGCAAAUGUCCUUUGGAAUGUAGCUGCAAUCUGGAUGAAUAUUUACGUUAUCAAACCAUAUGCACCAAAGGUGGUUUGAAUAAAUUUCCUUUCGAGAGCAUAGAUCCUGAGGUCCAGGUAAUUAUCAUCCAAGGCCCACGCAAUUCUGUAACGACUGGUAACUCUUUAAGGAAAUUUCCCAAAUUGGAAGUAAUACGUAUCACCGACUCGAAUGUCCCGGUCAUAGGUGCCGAAUCCUUGUGGGGUUUGCAGCAUUUAAAAAUUCUUGAUUUUUCCAAGAAUAACAUAAGUCUUAUCAUGCAAAAAGAUUUUCGUGGGCAAAAUAAUCUUCUCGAAUUGGAUUUAUCGAAAAAUAAAAUUAUCAAUAUCGCCAGUUCAACGUUUUGCAAUUUAACGGAGCUGCGUCGCUUGAGCUUGGCUGAUAAUUCUAUUGGUGAAUUGGUGCAGCGCAUAUUUUUUAUGCUAAGUAAACUGAAAUAUUUGGAUUUAAGCGGAAAUCCUUUGCAAGAUUUACCACCAGAUGUGUUUCGCGACGUACCACAACUUAAGAUAUUCAAAUGUCGCAAUUGUCAAUUGAAAAAAAUCAAUCCUCAAUUAUACAAUUUAUUGCCACAGCUCGCUGAACUUGAUUUAGGACGAAAUGAGUUCAAAUUUCUCGAUAAGGAUGAAUUUCGUGAUGUCAAGCAUUUAACAAAAGUUCUCCUAGAUGGUAAUCAGUUAUCUGUGGCUGUGGAUGAACUAUUUCGUAUGCAAAAAUCUCUUAAGCAUUUGGAUCUGUCCUAUAAUCGUUUGGCUAAAGUUCCAAACAAUUCAUUUUUAAGUUUGACUAAUUUAACAUUUCUGGAUUUGUCAUAUAACAAAUUGGUGCGUUUAGAGCCACAAUCUGUUCGACGUCUUAACAAUUUAAGGACUUUAAACAUUAGCGGUAAUAUACAUAUGGAUUUGCAUGAAAUUCGCGAAACAUUUGAGCUUUUGCCGCACCUGACACAUCUUUCUAUUGCUGAUAUGGGAGUAUUGCCAGUUGGUUUACUGGUACCAUUUAAAAACUUACGUUACUUAAAUAUAUCUGGCAAUCAUUUGGAUAGCAUGUCCUUACAAGUCAUUGAACCCUGCCAAGAAUUAGAGUUUUUGGAUUUGUCACGCAAUCAAUUGUAUGGCAUCAAUGCAGAGAUUGUGUUAAGAAUUCAGGCAAUACGGAACGUAAGAUUGGAUAAUAAUCCGCUUAUAUGUGAUGAAUGCCAUAUGGGCAGAUUAAUCGAUGUUAUAAGGCAGUUGCAGUGGAAAUGGGAUACAUAUCCUAUAUGUUUUCUGCCAAAAACCCUACGCGGCGCAGAGAUUACCGAUCUGGAUGCAAAUGGCUUAGACUCUUGUUUGGAAUAUAUUACUGACGAAGAACAGAAUGCUGCCAGCACUUCGCACAAUUUUCUUGAAAGAGGUGAUCUCAACACUCUUGCGAUACUGGGUGGAAUUAUCUUGGUUUUAAUCGUAACUAUUAUAAUAUCCUUGGCUCUAUGUUUCUCCAAGCGACGUGCUCGUUACUACACUCGCGAAGACAACUUGAAUAGCAGCGAAGAUAAAUGUUUGGAGAAGAAUUUGGAAGUAAAGGCUACAAUUGUGGCUCAAGGCAAUGGUAAAAUAAACACUUGCAUGACAUUAAGUAAAAGCAAUAAAACACAUGCGUCAACAUUGAGUGGCAACGGUUUGGAGACAUUGGCGGAAGAGCCGCUAAAUGUAGUCACAACGCCAACUACGACGACAAACGGUGGCACUAACGAAAUAAAUUUUAAAUUUCCUAUUGAUGAUCGUGUGUGCACCAUAGAUGAUUUGAUAAUUGUGCCACCCGCACCACCGCCACCUGUUAAAUCAGUCUCAUUAACUCAGCAGGGCAGCGAGUUCACCAAUAUUCGUAACAGCAGCAAUAGCAAUAGCAUUAGCAAUAGUAAUAAUCUUGGUUUAAUGUACUCAACAACACCUCGCAAUUGCGGUAAUACUACAGCCCGAGCUGCUGUGGCAGCUGCGGCCACCCUAAUACCACCGGGUGCACCAUCAGACAUUGGUACACCCAAUUCCUUAACCACAACGCCAUUAACACCCGCGCGUUCACCAUUACCGCCCGAAGCAAUUGUAAUGGUCCUACCAUCACCGACUGCUUUAAUAGAACAACAACAACAACAACAACAACAUAAACAGCAACAGCAACAAAAUCAUCCCACUCAACAACACCAACGACAGCCUCAACAGCAUUUGCUGCAUUUAACCACACUUGAACCUUUGGUAAGCGUCAACUGA